CGCUUGUUGUCAAACACAGGCUCAGAGUCUUGUGCGUUGUACGCACGCGCUACAGCUUGAGCGAGCGAUGGAACGCAUGCUCAGUGUGAGUUUUACCCACCUGGGAGCAGUUUGGAAACAGAAACCGAGAGAUUGUGGGUCGUAUAACAUGGCAAAUUACAGGACUUCGGAAUCCAAACGGGAACAGUUUCGAAGAUACUUGGAAAAAGCCGGGGUCCUCGACAGCCUUACCAAUGUGUUGGUAACUCUGUACGAAGAACCAGAAAAACCAAAUAAUGCUUUGGAUUUUCUAAAGCAACAUUUGGGAGUCGUUGGUCCUGAAACAGCAGACGUGGAAGCCCUGCGUCUGGAAGUUGUAGAACUCCGACAGAAAUAUGAAAUGGUGCUGGAGGAAAACAAAGAGCUAAAAGCUAAGCUUUCACAUUAUGAACCUCAGCAAGAUGAAGGGCGCACUGAAUAGCCACUCUGGCUUUCUUCGGGAAACACAAAUCCUGAUGACAAAGCCGUUUAACACUGACCUCACAGUGGGAUAGGUUUGGGGUAACACUUGCUCACUUGGAAAAAUGUAGUAAUAUCAUUUAUUUGGUAUUUUUGUGUAAAUAUUAUUACGGGGCUGUAUAUCCACACAAGUGCCUGAAAUAAAAAUAAAACCAUUUUUUACAAUUUUUUUUUUUUUUAGUCUAAGGAGAAUUGCUUUAAUUACAAUCAUUUGUGAUCAGUGUUGAGAAUGAAUGUCACAAGUUGCUAUGUUUGCACACACUGGCUUACUAGGCAGAUACUGUGUUGACCAUGUAGCCUGAGGAAUGGACAUUUUACAUCUACCAGGUGGCUAAUAUUGCUAUCAUGAUCCAUCUAAAACCCUACGAUUAGUAUAUAUUGUAUUUUAGGCAAUUCACUGGAAAAUGUACAUUUUCAGUUUCGGAUCUUGGUUGUGUAUUUUUUCCAUUUGCAGUAUACGUUAAUAGUUCCUGAUAAUCUUUUGAGUUUUUUUUUUUAAUUAAUUGAUCUUAUGCAUUUUUGUUCAUUGACAGAUAUUUAAUUUGUCUGUACACCUCAUUUCUGAACAUGCGUUGUUUCCAUAUGUUUGUGUGUAGUGACUUAAAAAUAAAUAGAAUUAAGUGUU
This is a messenger RNA of Acipenser ruthenus (sterlet), 1123 nucleotides long. Its product is annotated as c-Myc-binding protein-like. The record is from RefSeq and is a predicted model, not a curated record. Bases 68 to 460 code for a protein of 130 amino acids. Gene Ontology annotation, cellular component: nucleus. Gene Ontology annotation, biological process: regulation of DNA-templated transcription. Gene Ontology annotation, molecular function: transcription coactivator activity. The transcript is spliced from 5 exons. Lineage: Eukaryota; Metazoa; Chordata; Actinopteri; Acipenseriformes; Acipenseridae.